Molecule: messenger RNA, 1181 nt
Organism: Ruditapes philippinarum (Manila clam)
Lineage: Eukaryota; Metazoa; Mollusca; Bivalvia; Venerida; Veneridae
Exons: 2
Coding region: 1-642 (213 amino acids)
Molecular function (GO): S-adenosylmethionine-dependent methyltransferase activity
Source: RefSeq, a predicted model, not a curated record
AUGCUUGAAAAGGCAAAAGCCAAACUUGCUGACUCUAUUGAAUCGGGAAGAGUAAAAAAAGUGUUGAAGCAACAAUUGCCGCCAAUUCCGUUCCCAGACGACAGUUUUGAUGCCGUAAUGUUUAAUUUGGUGUUGCAUCAUUUAGAGGAACAUCCUGAUGGAGAAAAUUUCCCAACCAUUCAGAAGGUUCUCACUGAAGCAAGAAGGGUUCUUAAACAUGACGGAGUACUGACAAUCACUUCCGGUCCAUCACCUCGAUUUUAUGAAACCAUAUGGUUUGUUCACUUAAAUCCUGACAUUGCUACACGUCACUUAAAACAGUAUCCACAUGACCGGAAGUGGCACGAGAUGUUCCGGAAGUGUGGUUUUGAGUGCUCAAAUUACAUUCAUAAUAACGUAGAUAUUCCCGAACAGACGAUGAAAACGUUGCUUGACCCUGAAGGGCCUUUGAAAAAGGACUGGCGAGAUUGUAACUCCUAUUGGGCGUCCGCAACUCCUGAAGAUUUGAAGGUCGUCGAGGAGAAAAUCAAAGAGCUUAAAGCUUCAGGCACUCUUGAUCAGUUUGUAGAAAAACAUAAUACAUGCAUGGGAUUUUACGUCACUUCACUGCUUUUCGGCAAGCCCAUGUCAACGAAAGAAUGAUAUGAAGGAAGAGUUGUGUUCAAAUUCAAGACUGAUAUAUUAAACGAAACAGUUACAAUUGAAAUGUGAUUUGCAAAAAAGUAAUCACGGAAUAUCACUGUUCGUCACAAAUUUCUGGACAGAAUUUAAAAUAAAAUACUGUGGGAGGGGGUAGGGGUUAAUUACUUUUUUCAUAAGAAAAAAUAUACAUGUACAAAUAAUCAAGUUAUUCUUAACCAGUUCAUUUUGUUGUUGCUUUGUUAUAAUGAAUUUAUCUGUGGAUGAAUGAAAAUAAACGCUUUUAAGUCAACUAUAGUGACGUAAAUUUAUUCCAUAAAACAUGAUCAUCUUCUAGAUUAACGGGUAGAUAUAACUUAAUAAGAAGUUAACUCGGUUUAAAAAAUUCACUCAGUAGACAUGUAACUAAAAGUAUAUCAACCAUCACUUUUAAAUUUUGUAUAAUAUUUUUUAUCAUCUUUUUUUUUUGUUACAACGCUAGAUAUCCGAUACAUCAUAUGUGAAGAAAUGAGUGUAUUUUGUUCAUAACCAGAAUUAAACUA